Molecule: messenger RNA, 618 nt
Organism: Leptinotarsa decemlineata (Colorado potato beetle)
Lineage: Eukaryota; Metazoa; Arthropoda; Insecta; Coleoptera; Chrysomelidae
Product: dynein light chain Tctex-type protein 2B
Biological process (GO): microtubule-based movement
Cellular component (GO): cytoplasm; cytoplasmic dynein complex
Molecular function (GO): dynein intermediate chain binding
Source: RefSeq, a predicted model, not a curated record
UCUGUGGUUUGUACAAUUGUUUACUAUUCUGUGGUUUGUAAUUUCCAGGUAUUUGAGUUUUGAAAAGUGUAUUACAAGAAAUAUUUUGUUGUGAAUAUUUAAUAAACAUUUUCAAUAUGGUAGUUGCACCAUCAGAUGCACAGUCCAUAACACCGAGUUCAGAAAAAUCAGAUCCGAAAGAAACUCAAGAUCCUGUUCCAGUUGAUAAUUCUUAUCAAAUCAAACCUUCCCUAGAAGUAAAGUUCAAAGAAAUACCUGUUAAAGAAAUCAUCAGAAAUGUAGUGUCAAGUUUACUUACAGGAAAAGUAUAUGAACCAGAGAAUGUGAAAAAAUGGACCAUAGCAAUAGCAAAUGAAAUCAAUGAUAAAGUGAAAGAUUUGGAAAUGAAGAGAUACAAACAUAUCGUUCAAGUAAUACUCGGUGAAAAAAAGGGAGCUGGAGUCAAAUCAGGUGUGAGAUGUCUUUGGGAUUCAGACGUUGAUAGUUUUACCAGUGAAAUAUUUAUGAAUGAUACAAUAUUCUGUGUAACAACGGUUUUUGCAGUAUAUCUCUAUUAAUUUAUUCAACUUAUAAUUUAUUUAUUUACUACUUUUAUAUUUUAAUAAAUAGUUUGAAAUA